AUGACUGUCAGCAUUGACUACUUCGGGUCCCCUCAUAUCUUCGGCCUUGUGAUCACACACUGUGACUUCGACACCCAGAACACUCUACGCUUGCUCUCCUCCGACGCCAAAGCGGCUGUUGACCGGGUCCAGUGUCGCCACUUAUCCGCUUACUUUAUCGAGGGGCGCUGGUCAUUGAUCCGAAGUUGGUGGGAUCUUCCCGACGGCGAUUGUCGUGGAGCUUCAGCGCCUCCUCUCCUGACGUCAUGGAACGGCAUACUACCGACAUCUGCGUCGCUCGACAAAGCACUCGCUUUUGCACUGGACAACACGUGCUACAUCCGCAUCGACGACGAUAAGAUCUUGCAAAUGUAUCGCGAGGCAAACAUGAGAGCGAAAGGCCUGGGCAGUGGUAGAGUGUUUGGCCCACCGCACUUCCUCAAGCGUCUCCAGCCCGACUCCGUCCUGGCAUUGUCCCACUCCAUGUCGACGGAAACUUCCUCUCCCCGGUUCUUUCCCCAUUCUCCACGCGAACCAUACUACUCGAAGCCGUUCAUUCGUCUGCCUCCGGUCAAGGAAGUACAUGUCAAGUACGUGCAUGCUCAUCUGGAAUGCCCCUGCGAUCCGCCAAAACGCAUACUGCACUCCGCCCAGAAACUUCGAAUGUCGGUCACAGAGGACGCAGGUCCGAUGGCGUUUUGCGGCUAUGUUCGCAACCUGUUCACACCGACUGUGAAGCGGCUCGAACUUCUCGUCAGCCAUCUGUCAACCGCAGUGACCCUUCUCGAGCACAUAGUUUCGGAGACACGCCACCGUGAUCUACACGUGCUCGUUAUAUGCCGAAACUCCAAUGCUCAGGAGGCUCUUGAGCAGUUAGCAGUCGAGUGGACUGAGAGACUGGGCUGUGAGGUCACCGCUCAGUGGUAUGAGGGUUCGCGAUACGAAGGGAGUUGGUUCUGA
Trichosporon asahii var. asahii CBS 2479 is the source of this 939-nucleotide messenger RNA. RefSeq lists its product as uncharacterized. The coding region runs from base 1 to 939 and encodes 312 amino acids. The record is from RefSeq and is a predicted model, not a curated record. NCBI's taxonomy places the organism in Eukaryota, Fungi, Basidiomycota, Tremellomycetes, Trichosporonales, Trichosporonaceae. The transcript has a single exon.